Hibiscus syriacus is the source of this 2209-nucleotide messenger RNA. RefSeq names its product inactive protein kinase SELMODRAFT_444075-like. Lineage: Eukaryota; Viridiplantae; Streptophyta; Magnoliopsida; Malvales; Malvaceae. Bases 47 to 2134 code for a protein of 695 amino acids. The transcript has 9 exons. Gene Ontology annotation, biological process: protein phosphorylation. Gene Ontology annotation, molecular function: ATP binding; protein kinase activity. The record is from RefSeq and is a predicted model, not a curated record.
GGGUGGCAAAUUAGUGAAGAACAGAAGGGAAAAAACUGGGUUGGAUAUGGCCAAGAAAGUUGUGGUUGCUGUUAAAGCAUCCAAAGAAAUUCCCAAGACUGCUCUGGUGUGGGCAUUAUCUCAUGUUGUUCAACCCGGAGACUGCAUUACGUUGCUUGUUGUUCCUUCACAUUGUUCAGCUAGAAAAUGGCCUUUUCCAAGAUUUUCUGGUGACUGCGCCAGCAGUAGCGGCAAGUCCGAAACAGGAUCAAGUUCGGAACAAAAUUCUGGAAUUGGUGAUUCCUUCUCCCAAAUGAUCCUCCGGCUCCACGAUGUUUAUGAUCCCAACAAGAUUAAUGUCAAGAUAAAAAUUGUUUCUGGAUCAUCAUGUGGAGCUGUAGCUGCAGAAGCUAAGCAAGCUCAAGCUAGUUGGGUUGUAUUGGACAAGCAGCUCAAACACGAGGAAAAGCGCUGCAGGGAGGAGUUGCAAUGCAACAUAGUGAUCAUGAAGCGUUCUCAGGCGAAAGUGCUGCGCUUAAAUUUGGUUGGGGCAUCUGAGCAGGAAGCUGAAGCUUGUCAAUUAAGUCCUGAGACAGAUGAAUCAUCUGAAAAGCAUCCAGAAAACAAAAAUGAAUCAGGGCCAGUUGUCACUUCAACCAGCAGUCCGGAGCUUGGGACGUCGUUCACUUGUACUGAAGCAGGAACUUCUUCAGUGUCUAGCUCUGAUGCAGGCAUUUCACCUUUUUGCACCUCAGAAAGGAAUGCAGACUCAAAGAAAGAGGAAUCACUAGUCAUCAAGGAAAACCAGGAUUUUAAUGAAUCUAUUUCAGACACAGAGUGUGAAAAUUUAUCCUUAUCUUCAAUGAGUUUGAGGUAUCAACCUUGGAUAGCCGAAUAUCUUACUUCUCAUCAUCAGUCCUCGCUAUACCUCGAGCAACCUUCUGGUCGAGCUAAUGUCAAGGCUCAAGCUUCAACAACAAAAGCCUUACUGGAGAAACUUUCAAAACUUGAUAGAGAAGCUGGAAUUGGGUUGUCAAACUUUAAGAGUGAUAUUGAAUUUAGUGGAAAUGUGAGAGAAGCAGUUGCAUUAUCCAGAAAUUCCCCUCCCGGCCCUCCUCCAUUGUGUUCCAUAUGUCAGCAUAAGGCACCUGGAUUUGGAAAACCACCAAGGUGGUUUACCCAUGCUGAAUUGGAGCUUGCAACUGGUGGGUUUUCCCAAGCUAAUUUCUUGGCUGAGGGAGGGUUUGGAUCCGUUUAUAGAGGAGUACUACCAGACGGACAGGCAGUUGCCGUCAAGCAACACAAAUUGGCUAGUACUCAAGGGGAUCAUGAAUUUUGCUCGGAAGUUGAAGUCCUCAGCUGUGCUCAGCACAGAAAUGUUGUUAUGCUGAUUGGAUUCUGCAUUGAGGAUAGAAGACGGCUGUUAGUUUAUGAAUACAUAUGCAAUGGAUCUUUAGAUUCUCAUCUAUAUGGGCAUCAUCAGGAACCGUUGGAAUGGUAUGUGCGGCAAAAGAUUGCUGCGGGAGCUGCUAGAGGUCUGAGAUACCUUCAUGAAGAAUGCAGAGUUGGCUGCAUUGUGCACCGUGACAUGCGGCCCAACAAUAUUCUCAUUACCCAUGAUUUUGAACCAUUGGUUGGUGAUUUUGGCCUUGCAAGAUGGCAGCCUGAUGGUGAUGCUGGAGUGGAAACAAGAGUGAUUGGAACAUUUGGGUAUCUGGCACCAGAAUAUGCUGAAACUGGCCAAAUUACCGAAAAAGCUGAUGUUUAUUCCUUUGGAGUGGUGUUAGUUGAACUCGUUACGGGACGAAAAGUUGUAGACCUUAGUAGGCCAAAAGGCCAGCAAUGUCUAACUGAAUGGGCCCGUUCACUUCUAGAAGAAUAUGCUAUAGAUGAAUUGGUAGACCCAAGAUUGGAGGAUCGCUACUCUGAGCGUGAAGUCUAUCGCAUGCUUCAUGCCGCAUCGUUAUGCAUAAGGCGGGAUCCUCAUUCUAGGCCUCGAAUGACACAGGUGCUCCGUAUAUUGGAAGGCGACAUGCUUAUGGACACAAAUUACGGAUAUGACAUUGGCCACUGCAGUGGCCAGAUAGGAUCCUUGGCAAAUGAGGUGUUAGAAGAUUUCAGUGGGAAGCUCUCCCCUGACGGGCUAAGGUCUUGAACCAGGAGGACUUCAUGUGCAGCAGAUCAUUUGUAAAACCCUCAUUUUCCGGCCUUCCUUACACGCAUGGUACAC